AGCCCUUGGGCUUCGAGUCCUCUCACUAGCGAUAUCAACAAACAGUAUUGGAUCAUUCUCGAUUUGUCUGGUACAAAAAGAGGUGAAAUAAAAGAGAAAAUCCAAAGAGUCAUACUCACAACUUCAUACCCGAAUCGAUAAAAUGGCUCCAAGCAUCGCUACCGUUUUUACCGCUCUCCUCGCCCUCGCCCCGUUAGGAGCAGUCGCAAGCCCUUUGAACUUAUGGCGGCCUUCCGGUCCCAUUGACCCUCCAUCAAGCUCUGUUGAAUCAGUAGCUGGUACUAUAGCCAGUGCCGUUGCAGCCUUUGUCAAUAACCCGCAUGCGACAGAUAUAGUGCCUAACUCGUACAUUGUCGUCUACCACAAGAACUAUACCGACGAUGAAAUCGACCAGCACCAACAGUCCAUCAAGGUGGCCGUCAAGAAGCGCAACCUGAACAAGCGUGGGCUUCUCGGCCAGCUCCUCUCCACAAGAGUCCGUACAUUCGCCAUGUCGGGUUGGCGUGCUAUGUCGCUGGACUCAGAUGAUCUCAUGCUGAGCGAGAUAAACAACACGUCCAUGGUUAAGUACAUCGAGGCCAAUACAUAUGUUAAGGCUUCCGGUCUCGUAAACCAGGCCAACGCACCUAACGGCCUGGUCCGCCUUAGCCACGCCCAAACUGGCGGUCAGGGCUACGUGUUUGACGACUCAGCUGGCGAGGGAAUCACUGCGUACAUUGUUGACACUGGUAUUAUGACAACACACGAAGAUUUCCAGGGACGAGCUGUUAUGGGGUUCAAUGCCGUUGAGGAAGAAGAGGCCACUGAUCUGAAUGGACACGGUUCCCACGUUGCUGGUACCGUCGGCGGUGCCACGUUCGGAGUUGCGAAGAACGUGCAGUUGGUUGGUGUUAAGGUCUUGGAUGCCAAAGGAGGCGGUACCAACGCUGAUGUGAUUGACGGUCUCAACUUUGUUGCUUCAGAUGCUAAGAAGGGAAAGUCGGUCAUGAACAUGUCUCUUGGUGGGCCCGCCUCUCAGGCUGUUAACGACGCCAUUGAGCGCCUCUUUUCCAACGGUGUCGUUCCGGUUGUCGCCGCAGGAAACGAAGCCCAGGACGCCGCCAAUGUCUCCCCCGCAAGCAGCCCCAAUGCCAUCACUGUCGGUGCCAUUGACCAGACCAACGACCGACGUGCCAGCUUCAGCAACUUCGGUAGCUUCGUCGAUGUAUAUGCUCCUGGUGUCGACGUCGAGAGUGUCGGUAUUUCUAGCAACGAUGCCACCGAGGUUCUUAGCGGUACUUCCAUGGCUUCUCCUCACAUUACUGGUCUUGCGGCCUACCUUAUGUCUCUUGAGGGUAUUACUGACCCUACCGCUGUCUCGGACCGCAUCAAGCAGCUGGGUAGUGCUACUGGUGCAAGUGUCCGACGGAACGUCAGGGGCACUACGCGUGUCAUCGCCAAUAACGGCAACCUAUAAUCCAGCAGCACAUGAUGUCGCUUACGUCUGUCUGAUUAUUUACGGAGAGUUUCGAUUUCAAGUUGGAGGGACCUCAUCCUAUCGCUUUCUACACGUACCUCAUUCCAGCGCAUAUUGUGAUCAGCAUCUAGCGAAGCAUGAAUUCAAUACUACAUAUAGCGAUUUUCGACAAGAGGCGAACGUUGGGCCUUAUUUUAUACAUUUUUAUUUCUCAUUUGGGAGAAGGAUAUAUAUAUACGUGGAUAGCGCAACAAGGUGUUAUACUUGGAAUAGAUGAGCGACCAUGCGUAAUAGAGAAGACGAUAAGAAGAAAAAGCUCUGCGGAUGUGGAUGUGACCAUUCUCACGAUAGAAAGCCGAGCCAACAGUUCCAGUGGUGUGUCAUUUGGUACACUGAUACUGUGUAUACUUGAGCCGGUAGAUAUUCAGUAUAUAUCUAAUUAAACCCCAUCGAUACAUAUCAUAUAAUUAUUUUGGUUACGAUGAUUU
This is a messenger RNA of Daldinia caldariorum, 1944 nucleotides long. Its product is annotated as subtilisin-like protein. Gene Ontology annotation, biological process: proteolysis. Bases 143 to 1456 code for a protein of 437 amino acids. The record is from RefSeq and is a predicted model, not a curated record. Gene Ontology annotation, molecular function: serine-type endopeptidase activity. NCBI's taxonomy places the organism in Eukaryota, Fungi, Ascomycota, Sordariomycetes, Xylariales, Hypoxylaceae. The transcript has 3 exons.